CACAGCUCACCCUGAGCUGAGAGACGAGUGGUAAAGAGACAGGAAACUGCACUCACAUCUGGACACAUCAACACACACAAACACAGAUAUAUAUCUACGUAUAUAUAAACACAUCUGGAGAGGAAUAACUUCUAUCUGAGGCUCGGAGGAGAGACGAGAAAGAAGCAGAGCUUCACAGAUCUCUCUCAUCCUCCCACCACUGAAGGAAGAAAAUCCGCUGCAGGAGAAAGACAGCGAGCGGCAGAGCGGCGUGUGAGCGUUUGCUGCUGCCUGCGACAAGAGAAGAGAAGAGAAGAGAAGAGAAGAGAAGAGAAGAGAAGAGAAGAGAAGAGAAGAGAAGAGAAGUGGACAGGAUGCAGAAAAUCUGAUCAGCAACUUGGGGCGGCGUGUGGGCGGCAGACAGCUGGGGCUGUGAUUCCCAGAAACCCCGACUCGGCAUGAAAACAAAGAGAUGCUACAACUGAGACGAAGCUCCUGCAUCACGAGACAGAGUCAAACCCGUUUACGUCUGAGGAAAACCAGUUUCACGUCCACAUGAGGCUGGAACGAGGACGCAAAAGGCCGGCGACGCAGAGAUAAAAGCAUCCGGAGAGGACUGUGUGUUGGAGGUACAAAAGAGCAGAUAUGGGAUAAAUGGAUUUCUAAAAAAAAGGUGCCAGGAAGUCAUGCUGAACACUCCACACAUUGUUUCCUCUGGAUGGAAUAAAACCCAAGACACAGGAAGAAUAUAUUUCAACACCUGCGCCUUCUCUUUUUUUCCUCUUUUCAGAACACAUGGAUGAGUGUUAAAGCGGCUAAACUUUGACUAUCAAACGUCUACAUUAUCUUUUAAACUCUUGGCAGAAAACAGUUGGAUUUUCUUCUUCCAUCUGCUGAACACAAAUCACAGAGCAGAAGGACUUUGUUUGUGGACAGCGGCACACCUGGACUUUACAAACUGUGCCUUUUCUUUCUUGUUUGCCCUGACCAGAUGGCUGCCUGGCUGGCAGGUGGAUGCAGAAGCGAUCGCCUCGUUUAACAUUAACCGGGUUUCACAAAACAAACGAGCAUGCCGGAGCGCGAGCUGGAGGCGUAAACGAGACCCAGUGAGCGUGCGUCACAGUGAUGUUGUUGUUGUGCCCCGUAGCUCAAAUGCAAAUGAGGCUUCUGUCUUAGCUGUGUCUUGAAAAUGAUCAGAGAGAUAUUUAAAUCAUUUACACAGAUCUAUCCGCCUGCAGAAGGAACAUCAGCAGACGAGGCUAAGUGAUAAAAAUAAAGUGUACAGCGUGUCAUGUUUGUCAGGAUGAGAGGACUCUCGCAGUAGAGCUGCAAAGGUUAACAAUUAAAAUAACUGCCAACUAUUUGGUGAUUGAUUAAUUGGUUUGAGUCAUUUUUUUGAUGCAAAACAAUGACUUCAUUCUUUUAUUGCAGCUCAUUAAAUGUGAAUAUUUUCUAGUUUCUUCUCUCCUCUGUGAGAGUAAACUCAAUAUCUUUGAGUUGUGGACAGAACAAGACAUUUGAGGACGUCUUCUUGGGCUACUGAUCCACUGUGAAAAUAAUCGGUAGUUGCAGCCCUAAAUAAGAGCAGAUUAUUUAGACAAAUCUGACUGUUGACUCUUUUCCUCCUCCCUGCUGUCUCAUUUUGUGUCAAGUCAGAGUUAUUAUUCCUCCUGAUAGCCUGACCUCUUUACCUCUCUGUUAUCCUUUCUUAUUCACAGCUUUGGCAUUGGGAAACAAUAAUCCACACUUUAUAGACCAAACAACUAAUCGAUCAAUUGAGGAGCUAAUCGACACAUUAAUCAAUGAUGAAAAUUGGAAGUAUGAAGGAUGUAAAACUUGUGUAAAGAGCAGAGAGUAACAGAGAUAUAAGCUGGGUGUAUAAACAGAGAUAUAAGCUGGCACCAUGUUGUAUGUCGUUGGGUUUGUGCCGGGUGUGGUGUCUCUGGCCGUUACAGCAGCGUCUCCGUCACGCUGGUCUGUUGUUGUGCUGUUAGUUUGUUUCCAGCUGCGCUCGGUCCAGGCCACCAUCUGUCUGUCUCCGGGCUCCUCGCAGGCAGGCGGAUGCCUCUGUGCCUCGGACAUCCUCAGCUGCACGGCCGCCGGGCUCGAUCACAUCCCCGCGGAGAUGCCCGUCUCCGUCGUCACUCUGGAUCUCAGCCACAACCGCAUCGGGCAGUUGGAUGCCGGCGGCUUUCAGGGACUCUCUCGAUUGGAGACAUUGCGUAUAGCGCACAACCAGCUGACUACGAUUCACCCGGGGGCAUUUCGAAACACCUCUGGGACUCUGCUGCGACACCUGGACCUGUCGUCCAAUCAGCUGCGUGUUCUGGAGCGGCAUUAUUUCCUCGAUAUGCCAGGAUUGGAGGAACUGCUGCUGUUCAACAACCGCAUAGUCCACGUGGAGAGCAGAGCUCUGGCGGGACUGGGCAGCCUCCGAAAGGCCUACCUCAGUCACAACCGCCUCACCGACUUCCCUUUCUUUUCCUUCCAGGAGCAUAGCCACCCUCACCUGUCCAUGCUCGACCUGUCCUCCAACCGCCUGCCCAAACUGCCCCUCGAGGACAUAUCAAACUUACCCCUGUCCGUGCAGCGAGGACUCUACCUUCACAACAACUCGCUGUUGUGCGAGUGCGCCAUGUACGGACUCUUCCGGCACUGGGAACAGCAAGGCUUUGCCUCUGUGAGAGACUUCCAACAAGAGUACACCUGUCUGGUUUACGGGAUACAGAGAGGGACGGUGCGCUUCUUCCAACACAGACGCUACUUUGACAAAUGCAACUUGACCGGGACAAGUCAGGGGCUGAAGACGCAAGAGAGCAGCGUUUCCGUGAAGGUUGGGAGACGACUGCUGCUGCACUGCCUCACUACUCUCGCCGCAGAACACGUGACGUUUCUCUGGGUGUCGCCGAAUCAGGAGUACGUGGCGCCACCGGGAAACAACGGCUCCUUGAAGAUGUACGCCAACGGCAGCUUGGAGAUCGUGGCGGCCCGUGCGGAGGACGCUGGGAUCUACUGGUGCAUGUCGUUGGAUCGGGAGCAUCGACGCAACGAGACACGAGAGGUCAACGUGACCGUGCUGCUGCAUCAAGACGGCGAACAUCACGAGCCAUUCAACACCGGGUUCACCACCCUACUAGGCUGCGUGGUGAGCCUGGUGCUCGUGCUCAUGUACCUCUACCUGACGCCAUCGCUACCGACUGUACAGCAUGUGCCAAAAAAAAAAAAAAAAAAAAAAAAAAAAAAACCCCCCCCCCCACCCACAAAACCACCCCCCCCCCCCCCCCCCCCCCCCCUGGAGCCAAUCAAAGAGCAGCAGAAUGGCAAAAUCAGGGCGGGACCGGGCGGACAUUUGGGUCCAGGGUUACUGUUAGAAGCAGAGCAGCAUGCAAAGCUUCACAGCCAGUCGCAGCCGCCGCCGAGGGCGGGGGAGACGGACUGCAUCAUGUCCAUGUUCUCAGACACUCCCAUCAUGCUGCCAUAGCAACAGAGAGACACAGACUGGCACUAUCAUCACCUCUCACUCCCUUCCUCCCUCCUCUGAUCCUGCGUUUCCUCCUCAACACCUCCCACUGCCCCCAGCACUGGGGUUGGGUAUCAUUUGGGUUUUUUCCGAUUACCGCUGCUAAAACCAGACUUUUAAGAUGGUGCCAGUGACUAAACAAAGCAAUCAAUUAAAACGGUGCCUGAACCGAUACUUUAACAAAAGAAAAGCACAGAACGACUUGUUUAAUGAUAAGGCCAUAUGGUCAAACUUAAAAGUGCUG
Perca fluviatilis (European perch) is the source of this 3743-nucleotide messenger RNA. RefSeq names its product adhesion molecule with Ig-like domain 3 (gene amigo3). Gene Ontology annotation, molecular function: protein binding. Lineage: Eukaryota; Metazoa; Chordata; Actinopteri; Perciformes; Percidae. The record is from RefSeq and is a predicted model, not a curated record. Gene Ontology annotation, biological process: brain development.